UCCAGGCCCUGGACGACACCUUUGGCAUUGACACACGAGACGCACACCCUGACAGAGACAGAGACAACAAUGAUGCGUCAUUUUUGAGGCUCUGUAGCCUCAGGCAUGCACCGAGAGACAAUGGCAGCGAAGCGGAAUGGUGAGCGCCAACGGUGCGUUUCGGCGUUUCUUCUCACUCAAAGCUUGCGCUUGCACUAGCAACAGCAGCUUGGCUAGGAGUGAAAAUUUUCUCCCGGCGUCGGCCUCACCCCCAAUGGUUGGACGGAGGGCGGUACCUCACAGGCUCAUCCUGGACGCUUCACGGGUGAAGCUCAACCGUAAAAGAUACUCCUUUUGUGGAUCCCGACAUUACGGUUACGGCGUUGCGGUCGCACCCAUCUCGGCCAUCUCAGACACUGGAACCUCGGACGUCGGCUCAAUGGAGCGACCCUACCUCCCAUUGGCAGACGAAUCGACACGUCCGUCGGUCAUCGGUAGGGCCAAGCUGUCCAGCAACGAGAAAACUGCAGCGUCCCUCGGAGCGCUGCCAGUGGACGCCAGCACGCCAGCCAGGUUUCUGGGUGCUGCCGGGAUCUCACGUAACACUUGUCUACUUGCAGUCGGGGGUGUAGGGGAAGGGGUGUGUGUGCAGUCAGGCAGCAAGCGUCCCUGACAGGAAACCGGGCUGGCCAAGGCAUGCGUGCGUGCUUCGAUUGACUUCAUCCCAUCUUCGCUGAUGGUUGGCGGCGGCAUCGACUCGAACGAAAAAACGAAAAGUUCGAUAAGGAGAUGGGAAGAACAGUGAGAGAAAGGAAAACGAAAAGCGGUUGGGAAGUGAAGGGAGGGGGCACGACAUGAAAUGCAAAUCGACGCAAGCGACAAAACGGAGGGAGGCCUUGGACCAACUCGCUAU
Molecule: messenger RNA, 892 nt
Organism: Colletotrichum phormii
Lineage: Eukaryota; Fungi; Ascomycota; Sordariomycetes; Glomerellales; Glomerellaceae
Exons: 2
Coding region: 137-652 (171 amino acids)
Source: RefSeq, a predicted model, not a curated record